Messenger RNA from Malaya genurostris, 986 nucleotides. Its product is annotated as m-AAA protease-interacting protein 1, mitochondrial. Gene Ontology annotation, biological process: inner mitochondrial membrane organization; protein insertion into mitochondrial inner membrane from matrix. The transcript is spliced from 4 exons. Bases 81 to 899 code for a protein of 272 amino acids. NCBI's taxonomy places the organism in Eukaryota, Metazoa, Arthropoda, Insecta, Diptera, Culicidae. Gene Ontology annotation, cellular component: mitochondrial inner membrane. The record is from RefSeq and is a predicted model, not a curated record. Gene Ontology annotation, molecular function: ribosome binding.
CCCUAUUUAAACGUCAACGUGAACUGGAUUGUUUGUUAUUGUUUCUUUAUUUCCGUCUCGGUAGUUUCUUAUCUAACGUAAUGUUCCUCUAUCAACGUACUCGAAACCUCAAACAAAUUUCCCGAUAUUUGCAUAACAUUACUAAAAACCCAUCGCCAGCAAUAUCUCAAACUACCUCCGUUACUGUAAAUCUAGGUCGUACACCAGAACCUUUUUCACAACGAUUACCUCCUAUCGUCGGCUUUGGUGCGAGCCUGCGACGUAACUAUUCAACUGAAAGCAAAGAUGAAGCGCGUCCGAAGAAACCACGGAGCUUACCGAUGCUAAUGGAUUUUCCAGAACUGGUAUGGCCUUCCAUGAUCAAGUCCGUGAAAAACUGGAUAAUGGUUCAGUUUAUUAUUCGACCCUACUUUGAUCGGGAGUUCAACUUACCGGAUUUCAUCCAGGGCGCCAAGCAGGCACUUCAGGUUGUAUCGGCUGCAUUGUCCGGUGGAGAAUUGAAAAAUCUGGAAGGUCUGGUGGAUCGUCAAACAUUGCAAGAUUUGAAAGAUUCUGUCGGAAAAAUGUCCGUUGCCCAACGGUACGAUUUGAUGGUUGACAAGAAGGACAUAUAUUUCUCAUUUCCUUAUCAGGUGGGCGUAAUGUUUGACGAAGAAGACGAGCAAAGCCAGAAGCGGUUUGUAGAAAUUACGAUGGUGUUCCAUGUUCUCAAAGGAUUAAAAGGAAUGGUCGAAAGAGGUGAAGCAAUCCCUUUGAAUAUCGGUGUGAUGCCGGAAUUCCGAGACAAAAUUAGUAUUUGUAACUACCGGUUCAUAAAAGAGUUCACGAAAGGGGUUGACUCAGACUGGACGGUGAAUAUAGUAAAUCACUUCAAACCAAUUGACCUCGUAGACGAAUAACGGCAUUGCCAUCAAUGGAACAGCAUGAUGCUGAGUACUAGUGCGACCUUGUAUAUUUUGCGAAUAAAAGUCAUAAUAAGAUUAAAA